This is a messenger RNA of Phyllotreta striolata, 10125 nucleotides long. Lineage: Eukaryota; Metazoa; Arthropoda; Insecta; Coleoptera; Chrysomelidae. The record is from the annotation of a GenBank genome assembly.
GUCAGCAUCGCUAUCUGGCGGCGAACAAAACAAGGCACCUGUUUUGUAACUUUACCUGAUCAGGUGGGGGGCUUACCUGCACUGGGUGUCACGUGAUACGCGAGUUUUUAACGUAAAAAAUCCAAGUGUAACCGCGCCUACAGUCGCCCCCUUAACUGACAUCGGUAAAAACAUUGUCCUCGUAACUGGUCGCUCCUCAUCAACGGUGCAGGAGAUUGGCUCGCGUUUUUUCCUGCGAAAAUCGAUUUUUCUCUCGAAAAUAAUCCAUAAUUGCAUAGUUACGAGAAUGCAAGCAUCGCCGAGCAAGUCUUUGUGUUCAUCAGUGUCUGUGAUUCUCGCUUUAAGAUGUGUUUACUGAACGGUUGUGCGUUGUAUUCGUGUUGAGAAAAUAUGUGCAAAUUCAAAAGGACGCUGUUUUCGCUGGCUUUUCUAACGUAUUUCGAAUUCGUUUAUCUCCAAGAGCCAGCCCCCGCGCUGACCGAGCACCCGGGGGGCAGGAUAGCCAACGACAAGCUCGUUUUUUCGAAAUCUCAGAGUCCUUAUUUGUUGAAAAAUGACAUCGUCGUCGAGUCGAAUGGUGAAUUAGUGAUAGAACCUGGUGUUACCGUCAAAAUUGAGCCGCGAGUUGGGAUAACGGUCAGAGGAAUUUUGACAGCAGAGGGCACGGAAAGUGAAAGAAUUAUUCUCACAACAUCGGAGGAGACAACAGCGAAGAAUAUUAAUUUCCCCGACAUCCGGUUAGUGGACGGUCCUUCUAUAUUAGCUGGACGCGUCCAAGUUAAACACAAUGGCCAGUGGAGAAGCGUCUGCACCAAUUCCAAAAAUUGGACGGAAAAUGACAUGGCCACGGCUUGUCGGCAGCUUGGCUUCCAAGGGGGCUCCUUCCACCAGUGGUACAACCGCCAAAUGCCCCUCAAGCCGCGAAUCCUCUACGAGGAGCCGCGUUGCUCGGGCAGCGAAGGCUCGAUAUUCGAUUGCCAGUGGGCGAAAAGACAAAUGGGUUCCGGCGUGUGCGACUACCACCCGGACCUCGGCAUAGAAUGCUCGCCAAAAUUCGACGUUUCCAUGCCCUUUUGGGCCGGCGUCAAAUUCGAUCACGCCCUAAACGACAAAAGACUCCGAUACGAUAAUACUCUCUACGUGCCAACAUCCAAAUCUUCCUUCAAAUUCGUCAACAUCUACUACGCAGGAAUCGACAGAGAUUACAGUGCUAUCAGCGCGCUGCACGUUGUUGGUGUACCGCCGAUCGUAGACAACGUGGAGGUGUUCAAUUCCGCCUACAACGGCAUUAAUAUCACCAACCCCGAGGCUCCCAUAACUGUGAAUAAUUGCAAAAUACGGAAUAACCGGGGUUACGGGAUAUUCAUCAACUCCAGUUACGGACUUGCCAACAUAGACGGUUGUAUCGUUAGCGAAAACGGAGGAGACGGCAUCAGGUUCGUCAGAGCCGAGGAGCGACCGGAGGAAAGGGCGGAUCGCAACGGCUACAGCGAUUUCUGCCAGCUCGCCCUGGCUUCCAGUCAAACGUUCCCAGUGCAGCUCUUCGCCGAACAGACUCUCUUCCUAACGCAAAACAUCAAAUGCCACAAAGCUUUCACCACGAGAUACGGGCACGUGCUCACUUUGCACUUCGUUAGAGCGGUAACGAACAACAACGAUACCGCCUCUAUAGAAAUUUACGACGGAUCCACGUUGAACCACAGGAUUUUGAACUCAUUUUCGAUCAGGAAUAACACCAGACCGCAAUCGGUAACCAGCAUCAGCAACCAGAUAUUCAUCAUAUUUAGGGCGCAGGCUUAUACUGAGACGGCUAUAUUUUUGAGGAUAACUUCGGGGUUGAGAAAAUCCGCCGAUUUGAACGUCAGCAAUUCUGACGUUUCUGAGAACGUUGGUAGAGGAAUAGCCGUCGAUAAUCUCAGAUCACAAUUGCUGGUUUACAAGAGCUCGGUGUCUAAAAACGAGCACGUUGCCGGCGUUCACGUAACCAGCGGUGUAGGAGAUGUAAACAUCACGGAAAGUAAAAUAUCGUUUAACGAGGGCGAUGGAAUCAAUGUUACCUACACCGGUGGCAGUAGAAACAUAUCCAGGUCUUCUAUAAGCUCCAAUAAAGGCUACGGAGUAGCGAUUUGGCUGAACAACACUGCCGAGACUGAAUACAUUUUCGUGAAUCAGACCAGCGUCGUACAAUAUUCGGAGAUCUACAAAAAUCUUGACAUCGGCGUGUUGCACGGUAAUUACUGCGGGAAAGCGUUGUUCAAUUUCACGGAGAAUUACUUCAAAAGUUGCUUGAACGAUGCGCUCGAAGUGCUCUCUUGUUGGAGGCAAACCGACGUGUUGACGACGUUGCAAAUCGGACACAACAGGUUCAUCGGCAACGAAAGAAUUUCGUUGAAAAUAUCGCCUGCCGUUAACUUGCAAGCCGUGAUAGAAUUCAACCACUUCAGGCAAGGAGCAUUCGGAGGGUUGCUUAUCAAAAAUAAACCGCUGGAAGAAUUUAACAUUCUGAAAAACGACAUUGUUGUCCAGCAGAAUUAUUUCUUGAACAAUUCCGGCACUUACGUCGUGAAUUUGGGAUUGUCGCCUUACUCGGAAUCUCAAUAUCUGUUGUUCACCAGAAACUUCGUUAAAAGCAAUAAAAUAUCGGAACCGUUCCAAAUGGAAGACGGUACAGUUUCGAACUUGAAUCCCAGAAGUAGAGUGGCGGCUCCUGUUGUCAUCGGUUCCAACAACAUAGACGUGUUUAGAAACAUCAUCGAAAACCCGGAAUCGAAAUACGAAAUAGGCAGCCACUUCGAGGACCAGAGCAAAACCAUCAACUGCACGUACAACUGGCUGGGUUUCGGCAGCGACGAGAACAUUUUCCACAGGGUGUUCCACCGAUACGACAGGUACAAUUUGGCCAAAAUAUCGUUCAUUCCAUUCCUGCUGCACAACACCAACCCCCUAACAUCUCGAAUCAACCCCAACCAAUUCUACGUUCCCAAGUUCCUGACCGACGGUUCGGAUAAACUCGGAGGCGAGAUAGAGGGCGAGGAGCUGAUAACGAGAGGAGAAUACCACGUCGUGAGAGACAUAAGCAUCAGGCCCGGCGGGAAGCUCACCAUCGAACCAGGCGUGACCCUUCGUUUUCCACCUUCCAUAGGAAUGAUGGUGGGCGGCCGGCUGGAAGCGCGAGGCAUCGCGCCCGACAGCAUCAAAUUCACGAUGAAAGAGGAGCUGGUUCACACGCCCGACAACAUAACUUACGAAGUCGAAACGGAGAAAUACGAUUCGGAAACCGAGCUCAUCGAAAUCGAACCGAAAGUGCCCAUUCGAUUGCUGGGCGGCAAUUCCGAAACCGAGGGGCGGUUGCAGCUCAAAGUCGAUGGCCAGUGGGGGACGGUUUGCAACUACGGUUGGACUAUGGAAAACGCUGCUUUGGUCUGCCAACAACUGGGAUAUGUUUUAAAUCCUGACGAUUGGAAUUUAGAACGGAACGAAAUACCAUCAGCCGGUGCGACCGAAAGAGUGAUCCUCUCCAACGUGCAGUGCGACCCCUUCGAUUUGGACAUUCUAAAGUGCCGGGCGGAGCGGGAUUUCGAAAAUUCCUGCGACCACGACAACGACGUGGGCGUGAGGUGCUACAGGACCUCCUGGGCGGGGAUGCGGUUCAGCUCCUUGGCGGAUCGGACCGAUUUGCAGUUCAUCACGGUCGAAAAGGCCGGUCUGUUGGAUUACGCGACCAACGCGUUCAAACCCGCCCUGCAGCUGGACUUCGCCCGGCAGAACUUCGAAAACCUGAGGAUCACCAACAACGAUUUCCACGGCUUGGGGAUCGUCUACUCGGACAUAUUUUCCGAAUCGGUGAAUAUCAUCAAGAAUUCGGAAUUUUCCAACAACAAGGGCGCCGGCAUACACAUCAAACAGCUGGGUUUGAACCUCUACAACAGCAAAAUAGAGAAUAACUUCGUCGGCAUCGAGCACAAUUCCGUUUUGUCGGGUCUGCAGCAGCGAGAGAUCGCCGGGUGGUUCAUCAAAAACGACGACGAGAAUUACUACAAUCCGUUUUUGAUACCUCAGUAUUCAGACACCAACGUCCUUGAGUUGCAUCUGGGCGAAAUUAAAUAUUUAGUUACGUCUAAAACUUUCGGAAACGAUAUAAGGAAAUCUUAUAAGAUCCGCUGUGAUCCUGGCUGGGUUCUAGGCAUUCAGCUAAUCAAUCCUAUUGAAAACCGAAGCACAGAGAAUAUUGUAAUACACGAUGGGUUAACUUCCACUGCUAAUGCUCAGUACUUCAUUUUAAAGCGAGAUUUAACUCAAUUCCCCGUUACUUCCAGCAGUCAUGGUAUAGUCUUGGAUUACUCCAGUGGUCAAAACGCUGCUGGAGGAACAGUGCUGAUCAUAAGCACCGUCAGAGCACCACUUCAAAACGUUUACAACAGAAUAGUCAAAGGGCCUGUGCCAACUUUAAGCGCCGUACGCACGGUAAUCCGCAACAACAUGUUCGGGGUGCAUUCGUCCUUCUACAACAGAUACUUAGACGAGCUCGGCAACCAUUUCCUGCGCAAAGCUAACGAAACUUUGAAGUUUUUCGCUUGCGAAAUCACGAAGAACACUUACGAGGCGGUGUUCGUCCAUUCGCCGAAUUGGGACCUGCAUUUGAGCAAUAUAUCCGAAACUACGUUCAUGUUCAACAAGAGUUUGAUAGUCGAUAACGGGAAGGGGGUUUUCCACUUCUCCAGAGACAUGAGGUCGUCGAAUAAUAUAUUCCAUUACGUCUUCCAAGAUAACACAAUUGAGAGUAACAAGGCCGGUGGAUUCGACGUUUCAUUGCCGUACGUUUGGCAAUACAACGAAAAUUUCACCCACUCGGUCUACAUGGAUAACAACACGUGGAUAAACAAUAAAAAUUUCGAAGUCACGAUCGACGGUCACUUCGCAGUGGUCAACAUAACGAACAACAUAUUUAGGGACAAUUACUGUCCCAACGGUCUGUUGACGUUGAAAGGCAUGGAAAAGAAACUGAAGAUAAUGAACAACAGAUUCCACAGCAACAACGGGAAGUACGUGGUCGAGUUCAGCUCGAACAGCCAGUCCGAAAUCAUCGGUAACGUGCCAGCGGUGUUCAUGUACAACGAACUGAGGAACAACAGGAGAGUGAUGCGCGGAAGGAGCGGCGUAGGAGUGAUUCAAUUGAACCACGAUCCGACGUGCGUGGUGGCCUUCAGGGGCAUCCAGAAGGUCCAGAUCAACAGGAACCUCUUCUCCAGCAACGCCUUGGACUACCAGCUGCUGGCCGGCAUCAAAACCGCCAAAAUCAACAACUUCCUCAACGUGGCGGAGAAUUGGUGGGGCACCAACGACGAAAACGAGAUCAAGAACAAGAUAUUCGACUUCGACGAUUGGAACGACCACGCCAUAGCGGAGUACCGGCCGUAUUUGCUCGACGAUAACUUCGAGGCCAGCUACUCGGUGUCGUUCUCCACGAACGUCACGUUAGAUUUGGAUUCGUUGGGAGGAAGAAUACACGAAGAUGUUCGCCUGACGAACAGAGGUCGACCGUACAUCGUCAAAUCUGACAUAACGAUCAUGCCGAACGUAACGAUGACGAUCUAUCCCGGCGUGGUGAUGGAGUUUGCUCCCAACGUGGGUAUACUGGUGCUAGGAAUUUUAAACGCUAGAGGUUACCCCGGUAGUGAGAUCGUUAUGCGGCCUAUCACACCAUCUGGAAAUUUGAAACACGCUGGUGUCGAAGGAUUUAAUAUUAGAGAGAAAAGAAGCAUCGAGAAGCUGUACGGACCAGAAGCAAUUAGGCUUUGCAAGAGAGCGGGUUGCUCGGAAGCCGAAGAAAAGCCGGCCAACGAAGGUUUCUUGGAGUACUUCAAUUCCACGACGUUGCAAUGGAUCCCGAUGUGCGACACCAGGUUCACCGAACGCAACGCGGAGGUGGUGUGUCGAGAGCUCGGCUACGAUCCCUUGACCGCCUUCUUCGACUUCGGCGAGAGGAUAGACUUCCACAGCAACUCGCUGACGAGGAUCUGGACGUGGCCGGAGCCGCUGCAGUGCAAGGGCACCGAGAGCAGGUACGAGGACUGCCCCAUCCGGCUGAACGGCCAGCAGUUCGGCCACAGGCACAGGUGCGAGUGGAACUCGAAGUUCGUGUUCAUCCACUGCGACAGGGAGACGAAGAGCCGCAAUUACUGGGGCGGCGUCCGCUUCGCCGACGCGGAAUUCGAACAGCAGGUGUACAACCACCGGCUGCACGAUAUUCACACGCACAUGAACUACCAGUCGUUCGAAUCGACGUUGGAGUACGUUCGAAUUCUUGGGGCUGGAAUUCUGCACAACGAAAAAUCGUCGGCUGUACAGAGUAUCAUCAAGAGCCCGAAAAUAAGCUACGUGGACGUGAAGGAUUCCGCGUUCCACGGCAUCGACCUCAUAUCGCCUACGAACACCAUGAAUUUAAUCAGAAAUAACAUCGAAAACUCCCUGAGCGUGGGAUUGAACAUACUGUCUCUAUCGGGCGAAGGAAGAGAAUCGGACGAAUCGAGUUUUACGCCGCUAAGGGAACUCCAGAUACCUUACAACCUCUUCAGUCUCGUCGACAUUUGCGACACCCAAAAGGAGAUAAGGAUACAAGAGCGCGUGAUCCUCUACUACAAAUACGACAAUCAUCCGGUUAAUUGCAUCAAAAUAUUCCGGAGCGGGUACGACAUCAAGCCGCUCGGUCUCAGGUUGUUGCAAUUCGAUCUGUUCAAUUCAACGACCAAGUACGGAAUACCGGAUCUGCUCGAGUUUUACGACGGAGACAUCUACAACGUUUCCUCGAAGCUCAUCGACAGAGUGACGAUGACCUCCAAUAACGAGAAGAGGCUUUUCAAAUCCGCCUUGCCCAGUUUGAGCGUGAAAUUGUUCGCCAACGGAGCGUCUUCUUUGCACGGAUUCAUCGCGGAGGUGGUGACUUUACCCAUAUCUGCCAUAGGUUUCAGUCGAGAUGUACAGCAUAACAUAUCGAGAUCAGUAAUAACGAAUAAUGGCCAGAGCGGACUUUUGUACAUGGCUUCUGGAGAGGUGAAUCCGAUACUUACCAUUGAAAAGAACCAAUUUAAGAGCAAUUGCCGCAAAUUGUACGGGAAUUUUACUACUUGCAAAUCGGGAUUGCAGAUAGACGUGCAAAAUACGCAAACGAUUUACUUCAGGGGCAACUUGGUCGAACAAAAUCAAGGGGGUCUCGUAAUCAAAGCCGAUUCUAGAGGAACCGCCACGUCUCUGCGAGGUUACAUUUAUAACAAUCUCUUCGUAAACAACACGAAUUUGCCCACUUUGUACAUCGAGGGUAGAAAAUCGUCGCCCUAUCAAGAAGUUACGAUUUACAGGAAUUACUUUACCAGAAACUUUGCGCUCUACCAUAACAAUAUCGUGCUGAAGCACGUGGUAUCGAAUUUUACACAAAAUUACGUCAAGAAGAACACGGGCAUGCAAAACCUGGAAGUAUCCGGAUUCAAUACUGUCAGGUUGAGUAUUUAUCAAACUACCACCCAUAAUGGAUUUUAUAGUAAUUACGCAGUGGAAAGAGAUCGAAAGUCGACGGUUAUUGCAGGAACAGCAGGUCAACAAUACGUAGAUAAUAUAUUCUGGAAUCCCGAUAACGAUUACGAAAUGAUAACUGUUAAUAGAUCUUUAUUUGAAUUCAACAGUACGUAUCAACUGUGGGACGUUAAAAUCGACGCAUCGAACAAUUACUGGGGCGUGAACACCACCUUGGCAGUUCGAGGAAGGAUCCGCGACCAGAGCGACGAUCCCCGACUGCUAGAAGUGGCCUACGAACCGUUCUACAUGAACAACAAGACCAUACUGGACGGGAAAUGUCCGCCCGGAUGGGAUCUCGUAGGAGAAACUUGCUACAUGUACAUCGGAGCGCCCAUGACUUUCUGGGAAGCCAAGAAGUUUUGCCAAGACGAUAACGCUUCGAUGCCCUACAUGUUGGGAAACCUGAACUAUUUGCCGAUAUACGAUUUCUUGAGAAGACAAGACGAAUGGUACUUGUAUUCGGAUAAAGUCUGGAUUCAGCACAUUGAUCACAUCAACGAGUGCACGAUUUUCGCCUAUCAAAGCGUCGAAAUCGAAGACUGCAACAGGAAAAGUCCUUUCAUUUGCGAGAUAGAUCCCAAAGUUCAAAUACGAAUCCUGCCACUAGCCAACGACGUUAUUACGAUAUCUGUGAUAAGUAGUAUAGUGUUAGCCGUUUUAUUAAUUAUAGUCGUGGUGGCUUGCUGGUGGGCCAAAUCGAAGUUUAGGAAAGCGCAACGACUGGAAAGGAGGAACAGCAUCAGGCAAAGCUUGCAUUCGCUCAGAUCGGUCGGGCUUUCGCAGGGCAGCUUUUCUGAUCCUUCGUAUAGGAGGAAAGGAGCGCAAUUGAGUACCCGUUCCACAGACACCCUGACAAAACGAAUGAUAACGAACGGAUCGCUGGACAGUAUGGAGAAAUCAAUGUACGGAUCGUCCUUAGAAGACAACCAAUCCUACGAAGUAUACGAAUCUCAAACGCCCAACCCCACGUCGUUCUCGUUUUCCCCGUCGAUUGAAUACCACAGGUCGCCCGUGCAAUACGAAAACCAAUACGCCAAGCCCACCUUCGACCUGUCCUUCAGGAACGAAGGCUUCAGGGACAAUUCCACGUUCGCCACGAAUUCCAACUACCAAUCUCGAGCCGAGAGCGUCCAGGACGAGGCGACAGAGGAGAGUCCCAUCAUGGACAAAAGCAGCGGGAUAACCUCUUACCCUCCCAGCGACUACUACAACACUGACACCUUGCCUCUGCGCAACGACCCCUCGGAUUCCACGCUGGACCUCAAGCGAGGCAUUAAGGAAUCCAACCAAGCUUACGACUAUGGCUUGAUGGAAGAAUUGAAGAAUAAAAUGAGCAACAAGCAGAAGCCCCCGACGCCUCCUAGGCAGUAUUCCUCGACCAGGCCGGACUACAAUACUAUAGCUCUGGCGCAUUCGGAGCCGAGAUCUCAAUCGGCGGAUCUGUUGGAGACUGAUUUCGAUGAUAUCGGUAAGCCGAAGCCGAAGCCGAAGCCGAGGGCUAAAAGUGAGGUGCUGUUAGAGACUAAUUUCGAUUACAUUCCGCCGGAUGGCAGUGUUGAAUUUAAUCAGCCCAUCAGUGACAUGAACAGAAGUCGGAGUCAACCAUUGGAGACUGCUAUGUGAGAAAAUAUAAGUAAUAAUUUGACAGUUUGGUGCAUUGGAAAACUUAAAAGACUAUUAUGUAAAGAGACUGUUUUUUCCAUUUGUGAAAAAUGUGAUAUUUAUUACGUACUAUACAUAACAUACCUAUAUUAUAUAACAUAUCUAUAUUAUAUGGAAGGUAGCAUUUUGUAAAAGUGUCCUUGAGCCCUAUUUUUCCGUCCUUUCGUCUUUUUCCAGCCAAUGUCUAAUAUGGUAUAAUUUACAAUGAACUUUCACUUGUUAGGUGAUAUAUUGCAUUAUAAUUAUAUUAUUUGCUAUAAUAACUGCCACUGAAAUGGUUGUAACAUUGUGAACAAACCUGCUUUUCCAGGUUAUUUGUUAUGAAAUGAACAACAGUUAUUGUGAUACUAGGUAAAAUAAGUUAAACCCCUAAGCAAGAGAGGGAAGUUUUUACUAGACCUUUGCUCAUUAAUAAAUAAUAGUAUGUAAAAUGGAUAAUAUUUUAUAUUUAUCAUCACAGGUCACAGAAUAACUAAUGAAAAGUUGACUUAAAUGAAAAUUUACUAUUUACAACACAAUAAACUUGUAACAAUUAAAAAUUGGUUUAUUAACCUGGCUCUCUCUCUUCGACUCAGGCAAUAAUUGUUAAUUUCCUUAAGUAUAGUUUAUGUUACGAAUGUGUUCUGUAGAAUUAAAAUAUUUGGAGCAUAAAAAUUGUUAGCGUGUUUAUAUAUGAAAUUUUAUAAAAACUCGUAAAUUUUAUUGUUGAAGUUGACGCGAAAAUCACAUUGGUAAUAUUGUUUAAUUUAAUAUUUUUGCUACUAUCCAGACUGAAGAGCAUUGAAUAAGAUUUUUUUUAAUUAGUUAGAUAUUUUGUACCAAUUUUAGAAAUCUGUAUGUUUAGUUUAAGAUCUCAAGAAUUUAUUUUGAAUAAAACAAAUAAUUUUUCCAUUU